Polypterus senegalus (gray bichir) is the source of this 2449-nucleotide messenger RNA. RefSeq names its product properdin-like. The transcript has 10 exons. The coding region runs from base 106 to 1467 and encodes 453 amino acids. NCBI's taxonomy places the organism in Eukaryota, Metazoa, Chordata, Cladistia, Polypteriformes, Polypteridae. The record is from RefSeq and is a predicted model, not a curated record.
AUACAAAAUUACUGCCUGGCGAGUGUAUGAAAACAUUGCUGCUUAAGUAAAUGAACUGAAUUGAAUACAUUUUAUGGGAAGUUCAGUUGCAUCUGCUGUUUGGACAUGUUGCUCCUAAUAAUUUUGAAUAUCUUACUUUGCAGUAACUUUUCUGUGGCACAGUUGGUAGAGUGUUAUACAACAUUCCUAGAGGAUAAAGGAGAAUGUAAGGACAUUAUUGGGAAUGAAAUACAACAAUCUGACUGCUGUCUAAACCCUAAAUAUGGUUUCAGAGGACAGGAUGGCAAAUGCAACUCAUGCAGGAAGGCUCAGUGGGGACUCUGGUCCCCUUGGAGUGCCUGUUCUGUAUCCUGUCGUGAAGGUGUAAAAAUCAGAUGGAGAGCAUGUUAUGGCAUAGGACGCUGCAAAGAUGCUUCACAGACUCUGCAGACUAUGUCAUGCAAGGAUCAAGAAUGUUGUCCAGGGAAUGGAGGAUGGGCGACAUGGGGUCCCUGGCAACCUUGCUCUGUGACAUGCGAGUCAGGAGUGAGAAAAAGAGAGCGGAGCUGCACAAAUCCAUCUCCUUUUUGUGGUGGUCACUGUAUUGGAAGCAACACUGAGACUGAAAUAUGUGAUACUUUACUUAUCUGCCCAACUCAUGGUUCAUGGGCAUCCUGGGAAGCCUGGGGACCCUGUUCUGGUAUAUGUAAGGUAGAAGAAAAUAUACCAUUCCAGCAGCGAACCCGAAGAUGCUCAAAUCCUCCUCCUUCCAUAAAUCCUCGAGGGAAUGACUGUCCUGGCACACCUACUGAAAGACAGGAUUGCACGCAUCUACCACUCUGCCCAGUUCACGGAUCUUGGAGUGAGUGGGUUACUGUAAGUGAAUGCCCUGUAACAUGUGGACUUGGGCUACAGUUGCAGAAAAGAGAAUGCAACAAUCCAGCACCAAAACACAAUGGUCAACAGUGCCCUGGGGAGAACUCUAGGAAAACAGUCUGCAACACCAACGUGCACUGCCCUGUUGAUGGUCGUUGGACUGAAUGGGAAGAGUGGUCUGAAUGCAAGAGACAUGGAAGAAGAAAUAUUUCUUGUUCUGCCGUUGCUGGCAUGCAGUCUCGUACUCGAUCAUGUGUUGGCAGAGAGUUUGAGGGUAACUUCUGUGAUGGAGACUCAUCUGAUAAUCGAGGAUGUUAUAAUAUAGAAGGCUGUUCAAUGAAAGGAAAAUGGUCAGAAUGGAGUAACUGGGGGUUCUGUGAGCCUCCAUGUGGAGCAGGAUCAACAAAAACAAGAUCCAGGCACUGCACACCCAUAUAUCCUGCAUACCCGGAAUUUGUUGGACAACAUAAAAACCUAAAAGCCUUUUUCUGGGGAGAAUCUUACCAAUCAUGCCCUCCCAUUCCACCCGAUAAUAGUAAUGAUGAAAUAAUAGAAACGGCACAGUGCCAAGAAGUGCCCAGCUGUGAAAGUGUUAUGCGCUUGAGAACAUGAAAUGCAUUGAAAUAUUGAGAGCAGCUUUGAAUAUGCAUUUCUUUAAAGGACCAUAUUUUUUAUUUUUUAAGCAUUGUUAUCAUUACUAGUUUUGAGUAUACCUAAUUUAUAACUACAUUGAUUGAACAAAAUUUUUCAGUCAUUAUGGCUAUAUGUAAUAUAAUUAUUCAGUGAUGUGUAUCCUAUUAUGUUCAUUUUUAUAUAUGAUCUGAAUUAGGUUUUAAAAUCCAACAAUGCAAAAUCAUUUCUGUAUACAGUUUUGCAGAAAUUAAGUAAAGUGUGUCUUUAAGAACAUAAUAUUGGGAUUUGUAAAGACUUGCUGCCUUUUGUUCACUUGAUUAUAGCAACCACGUAUGUGACUAUCUUGAGUGGAUGUGCAGUUGGUAUCUUUGACUCUUUAAAAUGCAGAUUACCUGUUAAGGAGGAAAUUGAUAAUUAUUGUUCUGUUUCAUGUUACUGUAAUUUUUGCUAAAUCACCAAAGUGGUGUUCAACCACCCGUUAUGUAAUAUUAUAGAAAUUUACAUUAUUAGUGUUUUUAGAUUUUUUUGUUGUUAUUUUUUUAGCAUGAAUUAAAACGUUUUUCAUAUUUUUAUUAUUAGCAUUUCUUGUGGACUGCUUUAAUGUGUGUUUGUAGAAAUUGUUAGCCAAUUCAAAUGAAUGACUUUGGUGGAAGAAUUUUAAAAUGACAUUGUUUACAAAAGAAUGACGAUCAGAAAAAAAUACUAUAAGAAUCUUGUAUUUAAUACUAAGAACACAGGCUCAUCGCUUCUGUUUAGAUUUACGUACUUAUUUUCACAUGCUACACUGAAUUUUUUGAAAUCAGAGGUUUAUCUUUUCAUUGAGGACCCCAAACAUAAUAUAAAACUAGUAUAGAAUUAAUAUUUUUAAAUGAUCACAGUUUUUUAUCGGUUUGUGUCAAUGUCUGAAAUUGUUAAAAUGUAAUUAUUACCAACAACAAUAAAUAUUUGCUGAUUAUUUCCA